Molecule: messenger RNA, 1224 nt
Organism: Cylindrotheca closterium
Lineage: Eukaryota; Bacillariophyta; Bacillariophyceae; Bacillariales; Bacillariaceae
Source: the annotation of a GenBank genome assembly
AUGCCAGAAUCCAAGCAGAAGUAUAGUAAUAGCACUAGAAUGACGGAACUAGAGAUUCCCUUUGACGAGCAGAUUGCUAAUGAACACCACUCAUUAGUAAAGUCAGCCUUGAGCAAGAAUUCUUCCAUGGAUGACACUACCUCAACCGUCUGCUGUGACUCCUCUUCUGAUGAUGAUGGUGAUUCUUCAUCAUCAUCAUCUCAUUCUUUUUCUGCCAAUCAUCACUCAGUCGCUUGUGCAGUGGAUCGUUGUUAUCAACAAUACAAAGAGAGUGAUUCGUACGAAGUGGAAUACAGUCUAGCCGAAUACGAAUCCAAAGUCUAUUUGGAAGAUUUGAAGGAUCGCCUCGUCGAUGAAACACCAAUCAUUGAAGAAUUGGUGGACGAGGACAUUGGAGAUGAGUUUGACUAUGAUGAGGACGAUUAUGAUUAUGAAGAUGAUGAGGAUUCGUUUCUUUCAUUGAAUUCUUUGGAAAAGGAAGACUUUGAGGUUUUCAUUGAAGAAAACUCCAAGCUGGGACCCAAAAUGGGAGGAUGCUUGGGAUUGGUGCGCAUGGGAAUCUUUGAACGCGAUAAUGAAGAAGACAAUGAUGACGACCUUUUGUAUGCCUACGGUGACCUUCACUUGAUGCAAAGUAUGACGGACCAAUCUAGCAUCUACGAUGUUCCGGACGAACAGCAAUCAUCGAAAGCAGCAGAACCUUCUGGGGAACGAUUUGUGGUCCGUGAGAUCAAUUACACAAAGGAUGGGUCAUCACUUAAGAAUGCCAAUGUUGUCACUGGAAUCAACUUGACAGAAGGAGCACCCGUUCUCGAGACAGCCAGUGUCAGUUCUGACGAAGACUGGGGUGAUGACGAUGAUGAUGAUGAUCACACUCAUAACGCUUCAUCCAUUUAUUUGGGAGGAGCCUCCAUUCAGUUUGCUGAUGAUGAACGCAGCAAUGCCUCGUUGAUUCUUACUUGCGAGUUGAACUUUGAAGAUGACGACGAUGAGUUUGAUGAUGAUGACGAUGACGAGGAUGAUACUGAUGAAGAAGAUAGUAUCAUCAAUUACGCCAUGCCCACCAACUUGGAACCAGAUGGCAUCAAGAUGCGCUCCAAAGUGGACGGACUCAUUGCCGAGAUUCGAGGCUUUACAUUGGAUCCCAAUGGGUUUCCAAUUGCCCAAGACUUGGAAGUCCUUCACCUAGAAGAAGAACCUCAAUGUGAGAUUCUGGAGGUUUGA